Molecule: messenger RNA, 1569 nt
Organism: Dentiscutata heterogama
Lineage: Eukaryota; Fungi; Glomeromycota; Glomeromycetes; Diversisporales; Gigasporaceae
Source: the annotation of a GenBank genome assembly
AUGCGGAUGACUAAAGAAAUGCCCACCACCUUUCAAUUUAGGAAUGCUAUGCAUUCAAAUGAACAAUCUACCACAAUGAAACUCGAUGAAGUUCGAUCGUCUUCGCGAGAAAUUUGGGAAAACGCUAUAAACACUUUACUAACUGCACUCGAGAACAUUUUGCUAGACAAUAAUGGUAUGUCAAUAAAACUCGGAAGCUCUGAAGCUGACCAAAGAGUGAAAAGAUUAUCUGCCUCUGAACCUAUGAUGUUGGAGGAAUUUGAAGGUUCCUUUGGUAGUUUAUCACCCCUUAAACGAAAACGCGACGAUGAUAAUCAACAUAUGGAUAUGAUGAUUGAUAAUAAUUCUAGCGAAUUGGUUGACAAUGAUACAAAGCUGGUUCACGAACCUGCUAGGAUACAAUCAUUACGUCGUAUAUUAUCAAAUCCUGACGAUAAUUCUUGUAAUUGGAAUAUUACGAUGGCUGAUUGGAUUGAAUUACAGGCACAGAAAAGAAAUUUGUCUUUACAAGAAUUUCAAUCGCGGUUUCAGGAGCGAAUUUGCGAUAUUGAAUCAGCACUUACAAUUCUUCAUAAUUCAAUUCCUCAAGCUUUUGAUGAUAUUAUGUCUUUAAUUGACAGAUUAUUGAGUAAUGCUGAAUGGCUGAGAUGCGACUAUUGUAAACCUUUCAUAGUAAGUCAAAUCCUUAGACCAUUCUGUAAGCAAGUGGCACAUUUCCAUCAUAAAUUGCAAAUUUUCCCCCAAUGGCAAAUUUUGGGAAAGAAUGUGGAGAAUAUUGUUCAAUAUGUUGAAAUCGUUGAAGACAUGAAAGCAACUGCUAAUUCUGAAUAUCCUCAAAACAAAGAUAUUGGAUGUAACUUGCAAAGAGUUCUUGAAGUUUUGGAAUUCAAGAAAUCUUUAUAUGGUGAAGUUUUGCAACAGUCAGGGUUAUCAUGGAAGGCCCUGGGAUUCCCUGUUGAGGAUAAUUGGUUUCAUGCGAUGAGACAAUGGCUAUUUGGUUUGGCUUUCAAUUGUACUACCAUUAUGAUUAAUGAAAUGAAUAAAUAUGGCCACACAAGUGUAGAUGACAUAAGAACCACGAAGAUUAUGGAAAACAUUAUGAGCUGUAUAAAGAUUACAAGUUACACCGUCGAAUUAAUUGGAUCUCCAAAUAGCGAACUCAUUUUGUCAAGUCUUGUUCUCGCCACUUUUUAUGUCAAUCUAUCAUUAUCUCAAAUAGAUAAAAUGGAAAGUAAAGUUCGAUGCGUCGAAGUCCGAAUGAUGCAUAUUUGCAAUAACAUUAAUCAUAUUCUACAUCAAUUAAUUACUGUACAAGACACAUAUGGGCAAGAUAUCACAUUUACAAUUGACAAUGAAGAAUAUCAACAAAAUCUUAAAAAUGUUGAAAAUUUUGCAACAGCGUUAGUUGAAGUUGGAUUAAGAUUAUGCGAACAUAUUACUAAACCCAAAACCAAUACUGUGACAAGUCCUGCUCUUGAGUAUUCUGGUAUAGAAGAAGCAGUAGAAAUCAGAAUGCGUCCUUUGCUUGCAAGUUUGAAAAAUAUGGAAGACUCUUUGUCUUCUGUAUGA